This is a messenger RNA of Mus caroli (Ryukyu mouse), 2372 nucleotides long. RefSeq names its product hyaluronan mediated motility receptor (gene Hmmr). Gene Ontology annotation, molecular function: hyaluronic acid binding. Gene Ontology annotation, cellular component: membrane. Lineage: Eukaryota; Metazoa; Chordata; Mammalia; Rodentia; Muridae. The record is from RefSeq and is a predicted model, not a curated record.
CAGUUUGCUGGGGCGUUUGAUUGCUGUCGCACCUGGACCCAGGCGUCAGAAUGUCCUUUCCUAAGGCGCCCCUGAAGAGAUUCAAUGACCCUUCGGGUUGUGCUCCAUCUCCGGGUGCUUAUGAUGUUAAAACUUCAGAAGCAACUAAAGGACCAGUGUCUUUUCAGAAAUCACAAAGAUUUAAAAACCAAAGAGAAUCUCAACAAAAUCUUAACAUUGACAAAGAUACAACCUUGCUUGCUUCGGCUAAAAAAACAAAGAAGUCGGUGUCAAAGAAGGAGUCUCAGAAGAAUGAUAAAGAUGUGAAGAGAUUAGAAAAAGAGAUUCGUGUUCUUUUGCAAGAGCGAGGGACUCAGGACAAACGGAUCCAGGACAUGGAAUCUGAAUUGGAGAAGACAGAAGCAAAGCUAAAUGCAGCAGUCAGAGAGAAAACAUCUCUCUCGGCGAGUAAUGCUUCACUGGAAAAACGGCUUACUGAAGUAACCAGAGCAAACGAGCUACUAAAGUCUAAGUUUUCUGAAGAUGGUCACCAAAAGAAUAUGAGAGCUCUAAGCCUGGAAUUGAUGAAACUCAGAAAUAAGAGAGAGACAAAGAUGAGGAGUAUGAUGGUCAAACAGGAAGGCAUGGAGCUGAAGCUGCAGGCCACUCAGAAGGACCUCACGGAGUCUAAGGGAAAAAUAGUCCAGCUGGAGGGAAAGCUUGUUUCAAUAGAGAAAGAAAAGAUCGAUGAAAAAUGUGAAACAGAAAAACUCUUAGAAUACAUCCAAGAAAUUAGCUGUGCAUCUGAUCAAGUGGAAAAAUUCAAAGUAGAUAUUGCCCAGUUAGAAGAAGAUUUGAAAGAGAAGGAUCGUGAGAUUUUAAGUCUUAAGCAGUCUCUUGAGGAAAACAUUACAUUUUCUAAGCAAAUAGAAGACCUGACUGUUAAAUGCCAGCUGCUUGAAACAGAAAGAGACAACCUUGUCAGCAAGGAUAGAGAAAGGGCUGAAAGUCUCAGUGCUGAUAUGCAGAUCCUAACAGAGAGGCUGGCUCUGGAAAGGCAAGAAUAUGAAAAGCUGCAACAAAAAGAAUUGCAAAGCCAGUCACUUCUGCAGCAAGAGAAGGAACUGUCUGCUCGUCUUCAGCAGCAGCUCUGCUCUUUCCAAGAGGAAAUGACUUCUGAGAAGAACGUCUUUAAAGAAGAGCUAAAGCUCGCCCUGGCUGAGUUGGAUGCGGUCCAGCAGAAGGAGGAGCAGAGUGAAAGGCUGGUUAAACAGCUGGAAGAGGAAACGAAGUCAACUGCAGAGCAACUGAAGCGGCUGGACGACCUGUUGAGAGAGAAAGAAGUUGAACUGGAGAAACAUAUUGCUGCUCACGCCCAAGCCACAUUGAUUGCACAAGAGAAGUAUAAUGACACAGCACAGAGUCUGAGAGACGUCACUGUUCAGUUGGAAAGUGUGCAAGAGAAGUAUAAUGACACAGCACAGAGUCUGAGGGACGUCACUGCUCAGUUGGAAAGUGAGCAAGAGAAGUAUAAUGACACAGCACAGAGUCUAAGGGACGUCACUGCUCAGUUGGAAAGUGAGCAAGAGAAGUACAAUGACACAGCACAGAGACUGAGAGACGUCACUGGUCAACUGGAAAGCUAUAAGUCAUCAACACUUAAAGAAAUAGAAGAUCUUAAACUGGAGAAUUUGACUCUACAAGAAAAAGUAGCUAUGGCUGAAAAAAGUGUAGAAGAUGUUCAACAGCAGAUAUUGACAGCUGAAAGCACAAAUCAAGAAUAUGCAAGGAUGGUUCAAGAUUUGCAGAACAGAUCAACCUUAAAAGAAGAAGAAAUUAAAGAAAUCACAUCCUCAUUUCUUGAGAAAAUAACUGAUUUGAAAAAUCAACUCAGACAACAAGAUGAAGACUUUAGGAAGCAGCUGGAAGAGAAAGGGAAAAGAUCAGCAGAGAAAGAAAAUGUAAUGACAGAAUUAACCAUGGAAAUUAAUAAAUGGCGUCUCUUAUAUGAAGAACUAUAUGAAAAAACUAAACCUUUUCAGCAACAACUGGAUGCCUUUGAAGCCGAGAAGCAGGCGUUGUUGAAUGAACAUGGUGCAACUCAGGAGCAGCUAAAUAAAAUCAGAGACUCCUAUGCACAGCUACUCGGUCACCAGAACCUAAAGCAAAAAAUCAAACAUGUUGUGAAAUUGAAAGAUGAAAAUAGCCAACUCAAAUCGGAGGUGUCAAAACUCCGAUCUCAGCUUGUUAAAAGGAAACAAAAUGAGCUCAGACUUCAGGGAGAAUUGGAUAAAGCUCUGGGCAUCAGACACUUUGACCCUUCCAAGGCUUUUUGUCACGCAUCUAAGGAGAAUUUUACUCCAUUAAAAGAAGGCAACCCAAAUUGCUGCUGA